This is a messenger RNA of Pocillopora verrucosa, 843 nucleotides long. The record is from RefSeq and is a predicted model, not a curated record. NCBI's taxonomy places the organism in Eukaryota, Metazoa, Cnidaria, Anthozoa, Scleractinia, Pocilloporidae.
AUGAGUAAACUGGAUCUCUCUGAUGCAUUUCAACACAUUCUGAUUAACGCACAGGACUGGGAACUUCUUGGAUCUACCUGGCCUGUGGAGAUCGAUGGUACUGUUGUGCCCGGUUAUUUUAUAGACACCUUCCUUCCCUUUGGUCUUCGAAGUUCGCCAGCCCUUUUUCUAAAAUUCAUGGAGGGCCUCAAGUUUGUCAUGUCAUCUAGGGGAGCCUCCCCCAUUUGGAACUAUCUUGACGACUUCUGGACUUGUGGACCACCUUCCCCGAAUCCACAUUGCCGGACCUCGCUCGAACUUAUGUUGGGAACAUGUGAGCAUCUCAGCUUCACUACGAAGCCGGCAAAGACAGUCCUGCUGACAACAAACUUGAUUCUUCUCGGAAUUGAAUUAGAUUCUCUCGCUCAGGAAGCAAGAAUUGAUCAAACCAGACUAGCCGAAGUAUUGCAUAUGUUGGUCAAGUGGUCAUCACGUAAACACUGUACGAAGCGUCAACUACAAUCGUUGAUUGGAAAGCUUCACUUCAUUUCGUCUGUAUGUCGCCCUGGAAGAACUUUCAUUCGUCGCAUGAUCGAUCUACACAGCAAAGCUAGCCACCCUUCACAUCGAAUCCGUCUCACCUUCGCAUUCCGUAAGGACAUUCACUGGUGGCAAACCUUUCUUACUACGUGGAACAGCUGUAGCUUCUUUUAUCAAGACACAUGGCUACCCAAUUCUUCCUUGGAACUUUUUACUGACGCCAGCCAUGCAGCCUUACGGCCUGAGCCCCUUGCUGGCAUCAGAGGACACGCUCAUCUUGUUUGUUACGCAUCUUGCAGCGCACAUAAAACCUCAAUCCAUUAG